AUGAGUACUACACAAGAAAAUGUUGAGAUUGCUACUGGUUCAACACCACCAGCAGAUGUUAACUCAAUUGAUUCAGGUCACUCUUACUAUCUUCAUGCUUCUGAUUACCCUAGCAUAAGUAUUGUUUCUUCAGUCUUUAAUGGUAAAGGCUAUGGUAGAUGGAGGAGAGGUGUAGUCAUAGCCCUCUCUGCAAAAAAUAAGCUCAGCUUCAUUGAUGGCACUUUGAAAGUUCCAACCACAAAUCCAGUUCUGCAAAAGGCUUGGAUCGAUGAAAUAGCUGUGAGUGUUCUCUAUUCUCGGAGUGCCAAAGAUAUGUGGGGUGACCUAGAAGACAGAUUUGGUCAGACAAAUGGAGAAAAGCUCUUUCAAUUUCAAAAGGAACUCAAUGUAUUGUGCAAGUGUGACUGUGGUUCUAAGACUAAGAAUCUGAAAGCCCAUCAAGAUGAAAGGCUUCUACAAUUCUUGAUGGGACUGAAUGACAUUUUUAUUGGGGUAAUGAGCAACAUCCUUCUAUCUUUUUCUUUACCUAACAUGGGACAGGCUUAUUCUUUAGUCAUUCAAGAUGAAAAGCAAAGGGAGAUUCAUGUCUCUCCUGCUUAUCCAUCAGAUGCAGCUUCUUUUGUUGCAGAUGGGAAUCAAUCAGGUGGAAAUAGAAGGUUCAAUGAGUAUCGAUCUUACAAAGGUCAGGGACCUUAUAAUCAUAAGAAGAAUACUGAGACUUGUGCUUAUUGCAAGAAAAUAGGACAUAACAUUGAUAGAUGCUACAAAAUUCAUGGUUUUCCCGAGGACUUUAAGUUUACCAAGAGAAAGAGAAAUUAUCCUAGAGCACAGGCUAACAUUGUUAUUCACUUAACUGGAGAAAAUGAGAAGGCUAGGAGUAGUGCAGCUAAUCCUCAAACAUUGACUCAGGAAAACAUAAGGCAACUUUUAUAG
Lycium ferocissimum is the source of this 933-nucleotide messenger RNA. RefSeq lists its product as uncharacterized. The record is from RefSeq and is a predicted model, not a curated record. The transcript is spliced from 3 exons. NCBI's taxonomy places the organism in Eukaryota, Viridiplantae, Streptophyta, Magnoliopsida, Solanales, Solanaceae. Gene Ontology annotation, molecular function: zinc ion binding; nucleic acid binding. The coding region runs from base 1 to 933 and encodes 310 amino acids.